Molecule: messenger RNA, 1491 nt
Organism: Neltuma alba
Lineage: Eukaryota; Viridiplantae; Streptophyta; Magnoliopsida; Fabales; Fabaceae
Product: cytochrome P450 83B1-like
Exons: 2
Coding region: 1-1491 (496 amino acids)
Molecular function (GO): heme binding; oxidoreductase activity, acting on paired donors, with incorporation or reduction of molecular oxygen; monooxygenase activity
Source: RefSeq, a predicted model, not a curated record
AUGGUGAUACUUUUAACUCUCUUCUCAUCCAUCUUCCUCAUCUUUCUUAUCCGCAGAACAAGAAGAAUAAGAGCACGGCUUCCACCAGGCCCUUCGGGUCUUCCUCUCAUAGGCAAUCUUCACCAGCUUUCCAGGUCUUCCCCACAUAGCUAUCUAUGCCAUCUUUCCCAACAAUAUGGCCCUCUCAUGUUCCUGCGCUUUGGCCUCAAGCCCGCCAUUGUUGUUUCCUCGGCCAAAAUAGCCAGACAAGUCAUGAAAACCCACGACCUCGUAUUUGCUAGCAGACCAUCUUUGCUUGGUCAACAGAAAUUGUCGUACAACGGCUUAGACGUGGCUUUCGCACCUUACAGUGACUAUUGGAGAGAAAUGAAAAAAUUGUGUGUCCAUCACCUGUUUAGCUCUCGGCGCACCCACUCGUUUCGUCCCGUUCGGGAAGACGAGGUUGUGCGAAUGAUUCGAAACUUGUCACUGUCUGCUGCUUCUCACAAAGUAAUCAACCUGAGCGAGAGGUUAACGUUUUUCACCAGCACUUUGAUAUGUCGGAUUGCUUUCGGGAAAAGGCAUGAUUUGGAAGACCAAGGACGUGAGAGAAGUAGAUUUCAUGGACUGCUAAAUGAAGCUGAGGCAUUAUUGGUCGAAUUGUAUUUCUCAGACUAUCUGCCAUGGUUGGGGUGGGUUGAUAGACUCAGAGGACUUCUCAGUCGUCUGGAUAAAACCUUCAAGCAACUUGACAUGUUCUACCAACAAGUCAUCAACGAUCACAUAAAUGCAACAACACCUCCUGCCGACCAACAAGACAUCAUUAAUAUCCUUCUUCAAAUAAUGGAUUCUCAAUCGUCCUCGUUUGAUCUCAGUUUAGAUCACAUCAAGGCUUUGCUCAUGAAUAUAUUUAUAGCAGGAACAGACACGAGUGCAGCAACAAUAGUUAUGGCAAUGACCUCAUUGAUAAAGAAUCCCAGGGUAAUGAAGAAAGUACAAGAUGAAAUCAGAAAGUUAUAUAGUGAGAAAGAAUUCAUAAGUGAAGAGGAUAUUGAGAGGCUUCCUUACCUCAAAGCAGUGGUGAAGGAGACUCUGAGACUGUUUCCACCUACUCCCUUGCUUCUGCCAAAAGAAUCCAUGGACAGGUGCAGCAUAGAAGGUUACGAGAUUCAACCAAAAACUAUGGUUUUAGUGAAUGCGUGGGCUAUAGGGAGAGACCCUGAGACAUGGGAAGAGCCAGAACAGUUUUAUCCAGAAAGGUUCUUCAACAACUGUUCAGUAAACUUCAAAGGCCAAGAUUUUGAGCUGAUUCCAUUUGGAGCUGGUCGCAGGAUUUGUCCCGGAAUGCUCAUGGCAGUAGUCACAGUGGAGCUUACACUUGCUAAUCUUCUUCACUGUUUUGAUUGGGAAUUGCCUGCUGGGAUUGAGGAGCAUGACAUUGACACCGAAGUCACACCAGGAAUAGCUGUGAACAAGAAAAAUGAUCUUUUCUUAGUCAUUAAGAACCCAUAA